UGUCAUUCAUGGAAUGCAAAAAGAUGCUGUGUCCUUUACUGUACGGAAUGAUGCGUUGAUCUGUAAAUAUGGUAAUGUGCUGCUAAAUCGUGGGAAAAAUAAUGCAACUGGUUACAUUUCUCAGAAAAUGAGAGAACUGGGUCGACUCGUUGUGGCAGCAAAGGAAAUUGAUAAGAGUAUUAAAUAUCUUGAAGAUCUGUGCCAUGUAUCCAAGUUUCAGGUGCUGCUGAAGGCAGUUAAAAGGAUCUCUCAGUUUAGCCCAAGCAAGAAUGCAUACAGAAAGGCAUCAACUGCUGUCAAAAUUGGCUUCUCAUUAAAAGGAGUGACUGAUGUGCUUAUUGGCCAGACUCUGGAAAAUUAUGAUGACUUGGCUGAAAGGAAUGCAAAGAAGUUCAAAGAACUUUUAGAACAGAAGUGGAAAGACAGUGUUUCUUUUAAUGCACACAAAACAAUGGAAGAGAACAGGUGGAACAAAGAUGACGGUAUCCCAUUGACUAAAGAUGUCAUGAUCCUCCAAGAGCACCUUAGAAAGGUUGAAGACGAAGCAAAACGGGAGUUGCUAGAUGGCAUCAACAUGUCUGCUUAUAAGGACCUGACUGAGAGCCUUCUGUCACAGGUCAUUGUGUUCAAUAGACGAAGGGAAGGUGAGGCCUCCCGCUUGACCUUAGACAUGUACAUGAACGCAAACAGGACCCCAGUAAAUGGGGAUAUAUUUCAAACACUAACACCGCUUGAGCAAGAACUGAGCAAGACCCUUACCAGAAUAGAAAUCAGAGGAAAGAGAGGUAGAAAAGUGCCAAUUCUCCUACCAGAUAGAACAAAAGCAUCAAUUGAUUUCCUGAUAGAAAAAAGAAAAGAAGCUGGUGUACCUGAUCAGAACCCCUUUGUCUUCGCAAGACCUUCUGCAAUGUCAAACUUUCGUGGCUGUGACUGUCUGAGGAGAUUUUCAGAAGAGAGCAAGGCAGAAAACCCAGGACUCCUUAGAUCAACCAAACUAAGAAAGCAGGUUGCUACACUUUGUCAGCUGCUGAAUCUUGACCAGCAAGAGUUGGAGCAAGGUGCGAGAUUCAUGGGACAUGACAUUAGGGUGCACUGUGAUUUUUACAGACAGAUAAAACACUUCAGCUGUCAAGGAUCAGCAAACUUCUCUUUGCAAUGGAGAAAGGCACGGAGACCAUCAAAGGCCAGAAUCUCAACACUCUUGACUUUUCACUUCCUGGUAGCAGUAUGGCACAAACUGACAGCCCACAGACAGACAGACCAGUAGUGAGGAU
Astyanax mexicanus (Mexican tetra) is the source of this 1274-nucleotide messenger RNA. RefSeq lists its product as uncharacterized. The record is from RefSeq and is a predicted model, not a curated record. Bases 14 to 1267 code for a protein of 417 amino acids. NCBI's taxonomy places the organism in Eukaryota, Metazoa, Chordata, Actinopteri, Characiformes, Acestrorhamphidae. The transcript has 2 exons.